AGGAGGUGUGCAGUUUGAAAUGAGAUUGGUGAUUAACUCCGGUCCAGGGUGAACCUCCACUCCAUGUUUUCCAUCAUACUGUAGUGAAGUAAACCAGCAGCGGUUCUUUAAGAAGUUUAGCACCGAGGGAAAGCCUCGAGUCUGGAUAUGAAUGCAGACAGGAUAAGAUCAGAAUGAUGUGGGAAUAUUUCACAGUGCGUCCGCAGGUUUAGAAGCUGAAGGCGAAGCUUCAUUUCAGGACAUGGAGUUUGGACAAGUGUAUCUAAGAUAUAACAGAGCAGCUCUGCUGUUUGUAAUGAUGUUCAAAUUGGGUUUGUUCUGCACAGUGACCGGUGACAAAUGUCUGUCAUCCCCAUGUCAAAACAACGGCACCUGUGUGCCUGAACAUACCGACUACAAGUGUGUCUGUGCAACAUCUCCUCUUAUGUAUGACGGUAAGAACUGUGAGCUUUUAUUUGACCCCUGUAAAAAUGCUGACUGCCUGAACUGCAUCGGCACUCCAGGAACAAAGAACUACACCUGCUUUUGUCCCGAGGGCUUUGAUGGGCCAAACUGCACCCAAAACAUCAAUAAGUGUGAGAGUGACCCAUGCACGGGUAUUAAAAACCAUUGCAUAGAUGGUGUUAAUGGAUAUUCAUGCCACUGUCCAAGUGGAUACAGUGGAGAGAACUGUCAAACUCGAGUACGAGACUGCUCGGAUGAUCCAUGCUUCAAUAACGGCACCUGCGUUUGGGGAUCGGAUGGAUACGAGUGCCAGUGUACCCAAGGUUUUAGAGGUCAACACUGCGAAGAAGAUAUUGAUGAGUGUCUGUCACAACCAUGCAGGAACGGUGCCAUCUGUGUGGAUGGUAUUGAUGUGUAUCAGUGUUACUGUGUGCCUGGUUUCCAAGGUUACCACUGUGAGAUUGACAUCAAUGAGUGCGCAUCCCAACCAUGUGAUAACAAUGGGACAUGUGUCAAUAUGAGGGAUCGCUACAUCUGUGAAUGUCUGAAUGGGUUUACAGGAGUGAAUUGUGAAGUUGAGAUUGAUGAAUGUGAAGUGACUCCCUGUCAGAACGGUGCCACCUGUCAUGAUCAUAUUGGUCUUUACACCUGUGAGUGUUUACCUGGAUAUGAAGGCAUUAACUGUGAGCUGGACAUUAAUGAAUGUUACAGCUCACCCUGUCUACAUGAUGGACUAUGUUUGGAUAUGGUGAACAGUUAUGCGUGUGACUGUAGUGGCACUGGAUUCAUUGGGUCUGUUUGUGAAGAAGAUAUACUUGAAUGCGCAUCUGAUCCAUGUCUGCAUGCCUCUACCUGUCAGGAAGGAGUUAACCAAUACACCUGUCUCUGCUGGCCAGGUUUUGAAGGCGAGCACUGUGAGGUUGAUGUGGAUGAAUGUAAACGGCAGCCGUGUGAGAAUGAUGGACAAUGUUUUCAGAGAUCAGACUCCAGUCUCUAUAGAGUUCUGCCUGAACUGGACUCUGACUUCAUGUACGAGCACGCGGCGGGCUACCUGUGUCAGUGCCUCGCUGGAUUUACAGGUGAAAACUGCUCAGUUAAUGUGAAUGAAUGCGAGUCCAUGCCGUGUCAAAAUAAAGGCGUGUGUGAAGAUCUCAUCAAUGCGUAUUGGUGUGUUUGUGCUCCGGGGUUCACAGGUGUUGUUUGUGAGAUUAACAUCGAUGAGUGUGAAACAGAACCGUGUCAGAAUGGAGCUCGGUGUGAAGAUGCUAUUAAUGACUACACGUGUUACUGUCCUUCUCCUGCACCUGACCAGCUGCCGUGGGGCGGCCAUGAUUGUAACAUCACACUGACCGGCUGCGUGAAUGACCCCUGCCGAAACGGUGCCACCUGCAUCCCUUCGCUGCAUGGAGACGAGCACCGGUACACCUGCACAUGCCCGUCUGGUUUCUAUGGCGACACAUGUGAAAUCCCCACCACUUUCUCCUUAACAGGGACCUAUUUGAUGGUGGACGUUCUGCAGAGUAACAGGAGCCGCAGGCAAGCCGGAAUCCAAGGGCCCAGCGUCCAGCUGAGAUUCAGGACGACUUUGCACAACGUAAUUAUCUUUUACCGGGGAAGCCGAGAGCAUUUUUUUACACUGGAGCUAAGUGGUGGAAAUCUCCUCUCUAGAGCUGAAUCGGGAGACUUAAAUCUUACUGCUCAACUAGAAGGGAAUUUCAGCGAUGGACUUUGGCAUGACGUCCUGGUCAGUGUGGAUGAGAAACUGAUUUUGAGCCUGAUAGGAGAGAACAAGACAACGGCUGAAGAUGAAGGUCAUAACCAUCUUCUGUCCUUCCAGCCACAUGGUUUGAAGAAAGUGUACAUCGGUGGAGUUCCACAGGAAUACUUAAACAAAACAUUAACCGGGACAGGAUUCGUUGGCUGUUUAGAGGAUUUGCUGAUAGAUUCUCAUCCGGUUCUUCCACACAACUUCACUGCAGGGCCGGAUGUUCAAAUGGGCUGUGAGAGGAUAGAAUGGUGUCAUUCAGACCCCUGCUCGGAUCGCGGUCGAUGCGUGGACCUUUGGUCAAACUACACGUGUGAAUGCAGAAGGCCGUACUAUGGACACAAUUGUUCAGAAGAGCACUCAACGUGGACAUUCGGUUAUGAGCGUAGAAGAACUUUUGCUGCGUUUCCCAUCACGCAGAAGCACGGAGGUAACAUCACAGUGUCGUUUUGGCUAAAAUCCCGCCAGUUAAACGGCCUGAUCUUUCAACUGAAGCGUCAGAAUCGUUCUUACCUCACAGUUUUAAUAAAGAACGGCUCAGUAUAUAUAGCGAUAUACAGCUCCAUCAGGAAAGCCUCUGACUUCAUAAGCGAUGCGAGGAAAGUCUUUGUGGCUAUUAAAAAAGAACAAGGCUUUAUAUACUUUAAUGAAAGACUGGUUUUUAGUCCGAGAGAUUUUGUCGAUUUCGAAGUAGAUGCUGGAGAUGUGGCGUAUCUUGGUGGACUUCCUGAAGGUGAGGACACUACACAGUGGGGUGGAUAUUUUAAAGGCUGUUUGCAAGAUGUCCGCAUAGAUGACGUGCAGCUCUACAUGUACUCGGGCAGUAUCAGCAAAAAACCCCAACAUCCAAUCUACUUACCAAGAAAUUCAUCAAAUUUAUUGGAGCAUUGCAUUAGCGACCAAAUGUGUAAGAUGAAGCCGUGCCAGAACGGUGGAAAGUGUACCAAUCUCUGGAAUGACUUUAUGUGUGUCUGCCCUUUGAAUUUCUCUGGAAAGGCGUGCGACACUCAUGUGUGGUGUAUUAGUGAUCCGUGUGUCCCUGGGAGUCGAUGUUUAGAUUUACCUGAUGGUUAUGAGUGUUUAGCCAAUGCCACGUUUCAUAGCAAUGCUUUGAAGUACAGUGCCACCGGAUCCUUACAUACCUCUGUGACAUCUAUCUCAAUGGAGUUACGAACCCGUGAUGUGAACGGAACGCUGUUACGCGUCUCCAACGGUGUGGAAUUCUUCUGCAUGGGCCUUCUGUAUUCCUCCCUGAUCGUGAAGCUCCGCAACGGUAACAGCGUCGAGACACAAGCUUUUAUCAGUACAAUGUCAGUUUCAGAUGGCGAUUGGCACCAGGUCAGCCUCUACACGUCCGGCUCAUCCAACGCAUCACUUCGAUGGCACCUCAGCAUAGAUGGCAGAGCAGCCGGCCACAGCCUGGCAACAGCUGGCAGCAUGGACUUCUUUAACCACUCCACCGUGUGGUUGGCUGAGAACUACACCGGCUGUUUGGGCGAGGUACGGAUCGGUGAGGUAUAUUUACCGUUCGUCGGAAGUCUUGAGGAGGAACCGCCACAAACCUCACGGUUCGUCCGGAUUGGCGAGGUGGCAAAGCCUCAGCUGGGAUGCCACGGUGCACCCUUGUGUCUUUCUGGUGAGCCUUGCCAGAACAACGGCACAUGCAGAGACCUCUUCAAUCUCUUUGAUUGUGAAUGCGCCCCUGGAUGGACGGGGGAUCGGUGCCAAGAUAACAUCGACGAGUGCGGCCAACAGCCCUGCUUCCAUGGGACAUGCCGAGAUCUGCCGGGGGACUACGAGUGUCUGUGUGCCCCUGGCUAUGGUGGCAAGAACUGCCAGGUGGAUGAGGAUGAGUGCCAGGAUCAUCGCUGUGAGAACGGUGCCUCGUGUGUGGAUGCGAUUGGCGGAUAUACCUGUGUUUGUCCACCAGAUCACACAGGCCCUUUCUGCCAGUGGCGCUUUCCUCCUCAGCAGUGUGAUGUUGAUCUUCAGUGUGAAAAUGAAGGCACGUGCACAGAAGGAGAUUUAGGGGCAAACUGUAUCUGCAAACCAGGUUUUACUGGAGAGAGAUGUGAAGUGGAUAUAGAUGAGUGUGAAUCUGACCCGUGUCUCAACGGUGGCACUUGUCUGAACAGACUGAACUCUUACUUCUGUGACUGUGUGUCUGACUUCAGUGGAACAAACUGUCAGAAUACUAAACAGCUGCAGGGAGAAGGUGUGCCAUGGUUGGUGGUGGCCGUCCCGCUGCUGUGUCUCGGGGUUCUGCUGGCAGUGGUGACUUUGGUUUGUAUGGUCCUCACUGCCAGAAGGAAACGUCAGUCGGAGGGAACGUACAGCCCGAGCCAACAGGAGGUAGCAGGAGCCAGACUGGAGAUGGGGAACGUGCUUAAAGUUCCUCCAGAGGAGAGACUAAUCUGACAAAUGUAUACACAAACAACAUUUACAUUGUUGCACUUGUGGCCAUGCCACUUUUAAAUUUAUUAGAAAGUGACAAAGCCAGCAAGCGUGGGAUUUAUAUGUCAAGGCACGAUGAGCAAAGCUACUUGUGUUUUGUAUACAAAGAUGAUGGGAGACAAACUGUGGUACAGUAGCCGGUCUGCUACUCUCAACUGUGUGAAUUUGGAUGUAACUUUCAAUGUAAUAGCAUUGAAAGCAAUGACCAGUUGUGUGUUAAAGGCAGGGUGCAUGAUCUCUGAAAGCCAAUGUUGAUAUUUGAAAUCACCUAAACAAACACGCCCCUACCCCAAUAGAAUCUGGACCUUCUUUUGAUAGACCCGCCCCACACAUACGCAACUCAAGCAACGAUGUCGGUUAGUAGACACGCCCCUAACUGCUGAUUGGCUACAAGUGUGUUUUGGUAGUCGGCCCGACUCCUUUUUCCAAAGGGUUUUUCAAAAAUCCUGCACUCCGCCUUUAACUGUUGAUAAUAACUUCAGUGAUUAUAGUAUUUGUUUUCAUUGUUGUGCUUGAGACCAAUCUAUAAAUGCCACUGAUGGUUCUGUGCCUUUUCUCCAGUGCCAUUCAAAAGAGGUAUCAGGCCAUGCUUUACCUCAUCAGUUUAUGGUACUUUAGGUUGUGAAUAAAGGUCUAAAUACACUGUAGUAGUUUAAACACAUUGGGGCGGUUUCCCGGACAUGGUUUAUAUUAACCCAGGACUAGGCCUUAGGGCCUGUUUACACGAAAACGUAAACGUAAAAAUAUUUUAUCGGAUGUACCUAUCGGAGGGCUUAAAAACGCAAAAAAGUGAAACCACCCUCCAGAGACCUGGGAGAACUAGGAAUAAGGUUGUACGUAGGCGUGCGGACUUGGUGGUGUUGUGUGUCAGUGCUUCACAUUGCCACCUAACCACCUGGAGUGCAUACUACAUUGAAUAUCACACACUUUUGAGUUACCAUAUGCACGCAGAUUUCCCCCUCAAAACGCUUGUAUAAACACCUUACAAAAAACUACCUGUGUGCAUGUUGAGACAAAACAGUGACACUAAUAUACAGUUGAAAGAAAAAGUAUGUGAACCCUUUGGGCUUACCUGGAUUUCUUCAUAAAUUGGUCAUAAAAUGUGUUCUGAUCUUCAUCUAAGUCACAACAAUAGAGAAACACAGUCUGCUUAAACUAAUACCGCACAAACAUUAUACGUUUUCAUGUUUUUAUUGAACACAACAUGUAAACAUUCAUAGUGCAGGGUGGAAAAUGUAUGUGAAGCUUUGGGUUUAAUAACUGGUUGACCCUCCUUUGGCAGCAAUAACCUCAACCAAACGUUUCCUAUAGUUGCAGAUCAGACCUGCACAACGGUCAGGAGAAAUUUUGGACCAUUCCUCUUUACAAAAGUGUUUCAGUUCAGCAAUAUUCUUGGGAUGUCUGGUGUGAAUCCCUCUCUUGAGGUCAUGCCACAGCAUCUCAAUCGGGUUGAGGUCAGGACUCUGACUGGGCCACUCCAGAAGGCGUAUUUUCUUCUGUUGAAGCCAUUCUGAUUUACUUCUAUGCUUUGGAUCGUUGUCCUGUUGCAUCGUCCAUCCUCUGUUAAGCUUCAGUUGGCUGACAGAUGGUCUUAAGUUUUCCUGCAAAAUGUCUUGAUAAACUUUGGAAUUCAUUUUUCCAUCGAUGACAGUAAUCCGUCCAGGGCCUGAGGCAGCAAAGCAGCCCCAAACCAUGAUGGCCCCUCCACCAUAUUUCACAGUUGGGAUGAGGUUUUGUUGUUGGUGUGCUGUGCCUUUUGUUCUCCACACAUAGCGUUGUGUGUUCUUUCCAAACAACUCAAUUUUGGUUUCAUCUGUCCACAGAAUGUUAUGCCAGUAGUGCUGUGGAACAUCCAGGUGCUCUUUUGCAAACUUCAAACGUGCUGCAAUGUUUUUUUUGGACAGCAGUGGCUUCCUCCGUGGUGUCCUCCCAUGAAGUCCAUUCUUGUUUAAUGUUUUACUUAUAGAUUUCUCAACAAAAAUGUUAGCAUGUGCCAGAGAUUUCUGUAAGUCUUUAUCUGACACUCUAGGAUUCUUCUUCACCUCAUUGAGCAUUCUGCUCUGUGCUCUUGCAGUCAUCUUUACAGGACGACCACGCCUAGGGAGUGUAGCAACAGUGCUGAACUUUUUCCAUUUGUAGACAAUCUGUCUUACCGUGGACACAUGGACAUCAAGGCUUUUAGAGAUACUUUUGUAGCCCUUUCCAGCUUUAUGUAAGUCAACAAUUCUUGAUCGUAGGUCUUCUGAGAGCUCUUUUGUGCGAGGCAUGGUUCACAUCAGACAAUGCUUCUUCAGAACAGCAAACUCAAAACUGGUGUGUGUUUUUAUUUGGACAGGGCAGCUUUAAUCAACACAUCCAAUCUCAUCACAUUGAUUGGACCCCAGGUUGGCUGACUCCUGGCUAAUUAGCUCUUGGAGAAGUCAUAAGCCUAGGGUUUCAUAUACUUUUUCCACCCUGCACUAUGAAUGUUUACAUGUUGUGUUCAAUAAAAACAUGAAAACGUAUAAUGUUUGUGCGGUAUUAGUUUAAGCAGACUGUGUUUUUCUAUUGUUGUGACUUAGACGAAGAUCAGAACACAUUUUAUGACCAAUUUAUGAAGAAAUCCAAGUAAGCCCAAAGGGUUCACAUACUUUUUCUUUCAACUGUAUGUUAAGAUAUGUCAGUACAAGUUUUUUUUUUCUUUAAAUUAAGGCAGCUCAAACAUGCAUUUUAGUCUGGGACUAGGAUAAGCACUGUCUGGAAAACCACCCCUCCAUAAUGACAACAACAGCACAUUUACACUAAAAGUUAAAAUUGUAUUGUUUGCAAAUAGAUUUAAAGUAUAGACAACACAGAAGUCAACUAAAUGUGUAAAAUCUGACUAGUCAAGGUUGACAAAUACUGUAUCUACAUUUUAUUUAGCUACAGUCAGCAUGGAUUAAUCCUUUUUAUUCUUUUCUCAAAGCAGCGACACUACAGCUGCAGAUUUUAGACAGACAACAGUAUCUGUUGUGUUGCAUCUUGUGUUGUUGUUAAGUCGCUCACCACAAGCAGAGCAUUUUCCUUUAAAUGGACACUCCACCUUUUUGGAAUCCAUUCAGCCAAUCUCCGGGUCUGGCGGUACCACUUUUAGCAUAGCUUAGCACAAUCCAUUAUAUCUGAUUAGACCAUUAGCAUCACGCUAAAAACUAACCAAAGAGUUUUGAUAUUUUUCCUCUUUAAAACUUGACUCUUCUGUAGUUACAUCGUGUACUAAGACCGACAGAAAAUUGAAAGUUGCGAUUCUCUAGGCCGAUAUGUAUAGGAACUAACUCUUAUUCUGGUGUAAUAAUCAAGGACUUUGCUGCCGUAACAUGGCUGCAGGAGGCGCAAUUAUAUUAUGCAGAUGCCGAAAAUAGUCCUCUUAGUAUUGCUCUGGGGAGCUGAAAAAUGAGCAUAUUUUCAAAAAAAGUGGAGUGUCCCUUUAAGGUAGGAUUCUAUGUUCUCAAACGCUGAGGGCGUGGCCACUGUCUGCGCUGAAACCACGCCCACUCACGGGAAAUUUGCCGUCUCUUUAAACCUUCAAAUACCGCUGCAACCUGAAUUAAUGUCCGCAAUUGAUUUAGAGGCGCGGCCAUGCUCCAUGGCUCCAGUGUGUCAUCUAGCUACCGCCCAAAUAAUCCUGAACACAAAAAUGUGGAAAAACUGUUUAACGGUGUAACCCCACAAUCUUUGUGAUGUGUUUCAGCAAUACAUGUCUAACAUUUAUAAUGUGUUUAAAAACAAUCUCUGAAAUGACUUCACACAGACUUUUCCAAAGCAAAGUUAUUUCUGUAUCAGUAUUUGUGUCUGAUAAAUACAGGCAUGUUUUUGAAUGUAUUUAAAAAAACUGUUUGAAUACUUACUGUGCCUUGCUAAUAUAAUUGAAAAAGUUUUACUUUUUAAAACCCACUUAAACUAAUUUGAAAUCUUUAUUCUGCAUACGGUUGGUUCAGCAGUUAAGAUUUGCUAAAAAAAGUAUUGAAAGUAUUAGUAUUUAUUGUAGCACAACGUAGGUGCUUAAUUUUUCGAAGUAGUUCACUAUGUAGACUGUAUCAGUAUUUGAUUUUAACACUGGACUGUUGGAUUUGUGUAUUCAUAAUUAUGCUGUAAGAUGUGAUGUGUUUUUAUAUUUGUGUUCAUCAUGAACUAUACUUUUUUUUAUACUGCCCUGACAUCAUUGAAUGUGUUUGACAAUGCUGUGAAUCAUUAAUCAGAAAACCAGUCAAAUGAAACAGCCAUGAAUUUGGAAAUAAAUCAGUGUGCAGAUGGGUCUAGACACUUUACUAUGAAUUGAUGAAUUAUAAAUGAAGAGUAAAACACAAAGUUUGACUAUCAUGCAAAUCAUGGGGAAAUCUGCUCACAAUAAUUCAUUUCUUGUAAAGUGAUCAGUUUACUGUAGUUUUGAUAGCAUACUGAACUACAGAAUAAAUAUUUUAUACAAAUAAUC
Messenger RNA from Misgurnus anguillicaudatus (oriental weatherfish), 9110 nucleotides. NCBI's taxonomy places the organism in Eukaryota, Metazoa, Chordata, Actinopteri, Cypriniformes, Cobitidae. The record is from RefSeq and is a predicted model, not a curated record.